AUGCCUCCAGCGCCCCCAAGAAAACAAUACAGUCUGUCCGGUAGGCAGCCAUAUGGUAGAUCUAACCAAGCAUCUAGUGCGUCGUCAAUUCUCUUCGUUGGUCUGGUUCCAUUUGAUUGGGAUGAAAAUAACAUGCGUUCUGUCGUUUGCGGGUCUGGGAAAGUUGUUGAUGUCAGACUAGGCUUUGACCAUGUAGGAAAAAACAAGGGAUUUUGCUUUGUUGAAUAUCAAACACCCGAGGAUGCAGCUUAUGGUAGGCUGUUGUUGAGCCAAGUCAAAAUUGGAAAUGGUAACAAAGUUAAGAAUCUCAGAAUUGAAGAGUCUAAGGAAGGUUUAAGGGCGAAUAAUGCUUCUGUUAAACAGCUCAUGACUUUGACCCGAGAUUUUCUUCCACCAAAUGUUCAAAUUCCAGAUGAAAUGUAUAGGAAUGUACCAGGAAAUGGAAAUGGGAAUUAUAAUCAAGCUAAUCAAUUUAAUCAAUCACCGAUGGGACAAUCACCUGUGGGACAAUUCCAACAGACCAAUCAACAGAUACAUGGAUACAAUCAACCUCAAGUCCAACAGUCCAUUUCUCAACCAGGGCAGGCACAAGUGACUUCAAGAAAUCUUCCACAACCUCCAAUUUUGCCCUUCAUAGCACCUGAUAAAAUCAAUCAAAAUUUGAGUCAAAUUGCACCACCAGUAUUGAUUGAAUUGCUUGGACAAUUGAAAAAUACUGUCAACACUCCAGAGGAGCAAGGAGCUACUGCUAUUUUCCAAGGUAAUCCAGUUCUUGCAACCGCCACAGCUCAAGUAUUAUUAUUGAUGGGAUUAAUCGAUGAUGAAGUUAUUAACGAAUCCUCCAAUGCUACCAACGCUGCUCCCCAAAUACAAGAACAAAACCAAUACUCGAAUCAGCAAUAUCAAAAUCAACAAUACCCAAACCAGCAAUACUCGAACCAACAGUACCAAAACCAACAAUACUCCAAUCAACAAUAUUCGAAUCAGAAUCAAAACCAAAAUCAAAAUCAGUACUCGAAUCAACAAUAUCCUCAAACACAAUCACAGUGGCCACAUUUGCCACCUCAAACUCAGCAAAAAUUGUCACAAUUACCAGCUAAUCAAGCAGAUUUGAUAGCUCAAGUUUUGACUAUUCCUCCAGAACAAAUUCCUUCCUUGGAACCAGAAAAACAACAAAUGGUGAAUAACUUAAGAGCUCAAUAUUUGUGA
This is a messenger RNA of Yamadazyma jaroonii, 1209 nucleotides long. The record is from the annotation of a GenBank genome assembly. Lineage: Eukaryota; Fungi; Ascomycota; Pichiomycetes; Serinales; Debaryomycetaceae.